Scomber scombrus (Atlantic mackerel) is the source of this 6924-nucleotide messenger RNA. RefSeq names its product argonaute RISC component 4 (gene ago4). Gene Ontology annotation, molecular function: protein binding; RNA binding. The transcript has 19 exons. NCBI's taxonomy places the organism in Eukaryota, Metazoa, Chordata, Actinopteri, Scombriformes, Scombridae. Bases 152 to 2803 code for a protein of 883 amino acids. The record is from RefSeq and is a predicted model, not a curated record.
UCAGUCAGUCCAGUCAGCCGUCAUCCACGCAUUUAUCUAUAUUCCCUUUUUCUUAAAUUAGCCACUUUUAAGCUUCGCGAUACCGCCCCCAAUUUCAGCCUCGGUACGGAGCCGCCAGGCCGGGACAGAGACGGAGAGAGAGGCCUCGGCCAUGGAAGCAGUCGGACCCGGCCCGCCCGCCCCUCCUCCCUCUCUGUUUCAGCCUCCGCGGCGUCCCGGCCUCGGCACGGUGGGGAAACCCAUCCGGCUCCUUGCCAACCACUUCCAGGUGCAGAUUCCCAAGAUUGAUGUCUAUCACUAUGAUAUCGACAUCAAGCCUGAGAAACGGCCGCGGAGGGUCAACAGGGAAGUGGUGGACACCAUGGUGCGGCACUUCAAGAUGCAGAUCUUUGGAGACCGACAGCCUGGCUACGAUGGGAAGAGGAACAUGUACACAGCAAAUCCACUGCCUAUCGGGAGAGACAGGGUGGAUCUGGAGGUGACCCUGCCUGGUGAGGGGAAAGAUCAGACGUUCAAGGUGUCCCUGCAGUGGGUGUCCGUGGUCAGUCUCCAGAUGUUGCUCGAAGCUCUCUCGGGUCACCUUAACGAGGUCCCCGAGGACUCCGUUCAGGCUCUGGAUGUCAUCACGCGGCAUCUGCCUUCCAUGAGGUAUACUCCAGUGGGGCGUUCGUUUUUCUCCCCUCCGGAGGGCUACUACCAUCCUCUGGGUGGAGGGAGGGAGGUGUGGUUUGGUUUCCAUCAGUCCGUCCGUCCUGCCAUGUGGAACAUGAUGCUCAACAUCGAUGUGUCGGCCACUGCUUUCUACCGUGCUCAGCCUGUCAUAGAGUUCAUGUGCGAGGUGCUAGAUAUUCAGAACAUCAACGAACAAACCAAACCGCUGACUGACUCCCAGCGUGUCAAAUUCACUAAGGAAAUAAGAGGCUUAAAAGUUGAGGUCACACACUGCGGUCAGAUGAAGAGGAAAUAUCGUGUGUGUAAUGUCACGCGCCGACCUGCCAGCCACCAAACGUUCCCCUUACAGCUCGAGAACGGCCAAGCCAUGGAGUGCACAGUAGCUCAGUAUUUCAAGCAGAAGUACAAUCUGCAGCUCAAGUAUCCACAUUUGCCCUGUUUGCAAGUAGGACAGGAACAGAAGCACACCUAUCUUCCCUUGGAGGUGUGUAACAUAGUAGCAGGCCAGCGCUGUAUCAAGAAGCUAACAGACAACCAGACAUCCACCAUGAUCAAAGCUACGGCGCGCUCGGCCCCUGACAGACAAGAAGAGAUCAGCAGACUGGUCAAAAGCAACAGCAUGGUUGGGGGCCCGGACCCUUAUCUGAAGGAAUUUGGCAUUGUGGUGCACAAUGACAUGACAGAGGUGACGGGGCGUGUCCUCCCGGCACCCAUGCUACAGUAUGGGGGCCGAGUGAGUACAGACACCGGGAGGGACUGUGGCAGGGGACUCUCUCCGCAGAAUAAAACCGUGGCCACGCCCAAUCAGGGCGUUUGGGACAUGAGGGGGAAGCAGUUCUAUGCUGGCAUCGAAAUCAAGGUCUGGGCCGUGGCCUGCUUCGCUCCACAGAAACAAUGUCGAGAGGACCUGCUCAAGAGCUUCACUGACCAGCUACGAAAGAUCUCAAAGGACGCUGGGAUGCCCAUUCAGGGUCAGCCAUGUUUCUGUAAAUACGCCCAAGGAGCGGACAGCGUGGAGCCUAUGUUCAAACACCUCAAGAUGUCUUACGUAGGCCUGCAGCUGAUUGUGGUCAUCCUGCCUGGCAAAACACCUGUCUACGCUGAGGUGAAGCGGGUGGGAGACACCCUCCUCGGCAUGGCCACCCAGUGCGUACAGGUGAAGAACGUAGUGAAGACGUCCCCACAGACCCUCUCCAACCUCUGCCUCAAGAUCAACGCCAAGCUGGGCGGCAUCAACAACGUCCUGGUGCCUCAUCAGAGGCCAUCCGUGUUCCAGCAGCCUGUCAUCUUCCUGGGUGCAGACGUCACACAUCCUCCAGCAGGUGACGGGAAGAAGCCGUCCAUCGCAGCGGUGGUGGGCAGCAUGGAUGGUCACCCCAGCCGUUACUGCGCCACAGUGAGAGUCCAGACAUCUCGACAGGACAUGUCCCAGGUAAAUACGGAGCAACUCUUUAGCCAGGAGGUCAUUCAAGACUUGACCAACAUGGUGCGGGAGCUGCUCAUCCAGUUCUACAAGUCGACACGCUUCAAGCCCACACGCAUCAUCUAUUACCGUGGCGGCGUGUCGGAGGGACAAAUGAAACAGGUUGCAUGGCCGGAGCUGAUAGCCAUAAGGAAGGCAUGUAUCAGUCUGGAAGAGGAUUACAGGCCGGGUAUUACCUACAUUGUGGUUCAGAAACGCCACCACACUCGUCUUUUCUGCUCUGACAAAGCUGAGAGGGUCGGGAAGAGUGGUAACGUCCCAGCUGGCACAACAGUGGACAGCACCAUCACACAUCCGUCCGAGUUCGACUUCUACCUGUGCAGCCAUGCUGGGAUCCAGGGAACAAGUCGUCCCUCCCACUACCACGUCCUGUGGGAUGACAACUGUUUCACGGCCGAUGAACUGCAGCUCCUCACCUACCAGCUGUGCCACACCUACGUCCGCUGCACGCGCUCGGUCUCCAUCCCAGCACCGGCCUACUACGCCAGACUAGUGGCUUUCCGUGCCCGCUACCACCUGGUGGACAAAGACCAUGACAGUGCUGAAGGCAGCCAUGUAUCGGGCCAGAGUAACGGCCGGGACCCCCAGGCGUUGGCCAAGGCAGUUCAGAUCCAUUAUGAUACCCAGCACACCAUGUACUUCGCCUGAGCUAGCGAGCACGUCAGCCAGUCCACCUGCGGACUCCCUUCUGUCUUUUUAAUCUUUUUAUUUGCCAGUCUCUCUUUCUCUCUUCUUCUUCUCCCAUAUCUUUCUCUCCUUGUAGUCUGUCUCUUUCUCUUCAUACUCACUCUACAUUUUCUAAAUCUGCACCAAAGCGGCUCUUGGACAGGGGAAUCUGCUGUGUCCCAACGUCCAGCAGCUUUUAUUUCACGGAACAAGCUCCAACCAGCGUUCCCAACCGAGCCGUCGUUCUAACCAGCAAUCCAGCACUGCAAACCCAAAGGGUUUCCAAUGCACAGAAGAAAAAAAAACAAAAAAAAAAACAACGAAAAAACAAAAACAAACCAUACACACAUACUACAAGUUGAGCCAUUAUUUUGUGUUUGUUUUUGUUUUUUCUAUUUGAAUGUCUGCACUCUUGUGUUUUUAAAGAUACACUGAGCAAGGGAGUGGAUUGGCACAGUCUGUGUCAGCGCAGCUCUUUAGCUCUCCCAGCUAAGCAGGACUCUUAUCUACUUUUACCUCAAAGCCCUUUUGGGCAAAAUCUGUCACAAGGUCUUGGGUUUAUUGGGUGGCGGGGAGGGAACUCUACAUGAAGAGAUGGAGGGGAGUCGACCUUUUGAGAAUGAUAUAUAUAUUUUUUCCUUUUUAUGAGCGUGUGUUUUAACUUUUUCUCCUUCACGGUCUUUUACAAGCGAGGUGAUCUGGGUGUCCAUGCCCAUUACUACUUUCCUCCCAUUUUGGCAACGAAUACGCAAGUCUGUAUGCGUGUAAGCGUGUGUGUGUGUGUGUGUGUGUGCGUGUGUGUGCGCGCAUCUCUGUAUAUACGUACAUGUACUGCUGUUUGUGAGUGUGUUUGUGUGUGCAUGUGUGUGUUUCAUGGCAGGCCACUGAAUUGUAAAGGGAAAUCAAGGAGAUAACUGCUGUAAAUUCCUCAGAUUUGUUGUUUUUAUAUUCACACAUACAGUACAUAUAAACAUAUAUUUACAUCUAUAGAGCAACUUUGAGACAUAUGACUUAAACAGGCCUCACAGAGGCCGUUGUGGGUAUUUGUAGAAGUCCUGGGUCGCUUAUUAACUGAAGUGAUUUAAGUAGCAGUUUGAACGGUUAUGGUGGGAUUUGCACCUUUGGGAACUAGCUGUUUCUUUUUGUGCUUCAAGCGAUCAUUGAAUCCCAGGAAGUAAAAAGUAACUUAAUCCAUUUCAGGUAGUAAGUGAAGCCAGGUCUGACGUGUAGCAGUAGCAACCGUGGUCUGGCCUGUGACUGGCUCAGCAUUGGGACCUGUUGAAUGGCUGACGGCAUUAAACACAGAGUUUGGUCUUAUCCACCUCGCUUUCUGUGUGAAAAGCAGGAUCUUAUUUUUCUUUGGACCUGAUUAUCUGAAAGAUUAUAUGAGAACACUGUUAGACAUUGCUUUUCCUUUUUUUUUCUUCUUCUUCUUGUUUUAAGUAGUUUUAAAGUAGUUUCAAGGUCCGGAAACCAACGUAGUUUUUUUUGUUUUGUUUUUUUGUGAGGUCUCCUUUGCUAAUACUGGCCAAUUCAUUGCACUGACCCGGGACGCUAGGCAAGCAACAGAGGGCACUCUCAAUCUCUCUUUACCUGUAUGCAUUUAUACAUACGAAUCAACAAAGCAGAUUUGUAAAAGUUUAAUAUAAGAUGUUUUGUGGUUAUCUUAAAAAAACUGUUUAGAAUUAGUAGUUUACCAUUGAUGUUGUUGUUGUUAUUGUUGUUGUCAAUGUUGUUACUAUUGUGAUGAAAUUUUAAGGUUGGCAGCAAAGCCAGUUAUAUAGUUACUAGUGCGACUUCAGGAAAUAGAUUAAGUUGUUGAGCUGCAGGUUUAAAGGGGGUAGAGCUUUGGGUUGGAAAUUUUUUGUAGCAUUUUGGCUAAUGGUGAGAAGACUUAAGCCCAAGGAUGGAUGAAUUAAUGCUUCCCCUGUUGGUUCUGAUCUGAGUUAAAGGUUAGAGGGAGAUUCGAGGUAUUGUGUAGCACUCCCGACUGGUUUAAAAACAGAUCUACAGCUGUGCAUCACUCAGCUGGUGUCGGUUUGUUGUGAUUAGAUAGAUGGAGACAAUCGGGGAUUUGUAAUCAGCGUGAACCUAGAUUGAGGUAUUUGUUUAAAAACGGUUUGCGAUAGGCAAUGAGUUGAAUUUUUAGACUUUUUAAAAAUGGUUUCUAUUACUCUGUGUGUAUUUGAAGUAUACCCAUCUUAAAGUCUCUAUUUAACAGUGUUUUUUCCUAUUUUUUAUGCAUUUUUAACACUGGAUUAAAUGAAUUGACAAUAAGCAUAAGCACUGCCCUGGGACCCCUGUGUACAAACACUCAGCAAACUGUUACCAUGGACACCGCAGUAACACCACCAGAAGUGCUGUGGUGACAGUUGCACAAGUGGUGCCCCCUGGUGUUGUGAUUGGAGAGUGAUGAUGCAGGACGGAGGGAGGGUUUGGAGAAACAGUCGACGUGCACGCCUCAUCAGGGGGGGCAGCUCAGUGAAAACCCUUUUGUAAUAAACCACCCGUAAAGCAGCAGGUUUACUAUGAAUGAGUUUGAGCACCUACCUGAUGAAGGCGUGGGCGUUGGCCAAGAGCGGAGAGGCAGGUAUCGGAGUGGAGAGGAGUGGGGCGGGUGGGUGGGGGUAUUGGGAGGGUGUUGUCCAGGCAUUGCAUGCAAUAAGUUUCACUCCUCGUUUAAAGGGGGGCAGAUCACGUGCACUAGUCUGACCGAGCCAAGCGGGCUGUGAUUGAAUACUCAUCUGGCAUCUCUUAAUGGGGGGGAGGGAAUGAUUUGAUGUUUUAAAUCUUUUAUUUGAUCAUUAAACUCCAAUCAGAUAAAUGAUCACCCCCUCCUGUUUUUAACAUGACACCGCAAAGCAAUAUUAACCCAGUUCCAGUUUUCAAAUGUGGAAAUACAAAGCUAUAAUUCUACUCAUUGUGGUUGUUGGUCUACUCUCGCUAUUGUGUCUGUACUUUUUAUUUUUUUAAUUAUUUUUUUUGUUUAUUUCAUUUGCUUGUAUCAAUCAGUGGGAAUGUGCAUUUGGUGGAAUAGUUAUGUAGGCUUUAGACCAUUUUCUUUUGAGUAACAAAAUGUAGACUUUGCUCGCCUGCAUGCCAGAGUAUUGUCCUUUUUAAAAAGAAAAAAAAGAAAAAAACAUUUUGGAAUCAUAUUUAUUAUGAGAAAGGAAAAAAAUAUAAAUGCUUUUUUUUUUUUUUUUUUUGGGUAAAUGUUUAUCAAUUUAGUGGGACUGUUUUUUUAGGCUAGCAAUAUGUCCAGUCUCUCUAAGGUGUAUUUUAAAGAUUCCUACACAAAUGUCAGUAAUUUGGGAGGUACAAGCUGUUUCCUGAGGAGAGGGGGGUCCACUCUUUGCGUCGUGUUCAAAUUCAAACGAGGUACUUUCUUCAAACAUGGACCCGUUAAAGAACUGAACCCCUCUCCUCAUUUUGCGAGGUUACUCAAGCGAGCAUCUAUUUUUUUUUUUUUUUGUCUCCUCGUUCCUGAUUUGUACCUGUGGCCACGCCUCUUGAGGGGGGCUCUCCUGUCUCCAUGACAACUCUGCUGGCCCCUCGCAAAUGCACUUCCUCUUUGUGAAGGGGUCCCCAUGGCAUCUACGGAGCAGGAUUACCUCUUUUUAACCUUUUUAAAAUGAAAAAAAAAUCCAUAAUUCUUUCUGUGCCCCGAUAGAAAGAGAGCAUGAAUUAUUUUUAAAUUCCUCUCACUUUGAUAUAUUGUUAUAUCUUAACGGAUUUGUAAUUUGACAUUGUGUAUUGUGUAUUUUUAUUUUGUUUUCCCUCUCUUCGGUUCCUUUUUUGGGGGUUGUUCUAGCUCUGCUCUGUUUUUAUUUUAUUUUUUUGUCUGCUAGUGGUCUCUGAAGCUGUGUGUGAUUGUCUAAUAGCAAUAGAUUCACAGAAUUGGAGCGUUCCAACUCUGUGAAUGAACGGAUCCCUUUCUGACAGGUUGUAAAGGGGCGGGGUAUUUCAGGCCCCACCCCCACCCCCGCAGAGGGCCAUUCACUCGCUGUUAUUGCUAUUAUGUGACCUGUUCAAAUACUUUUUUUUUUUUUUUUUUUUAGCCUGCAGGGAAUUCUUGUGUUAAUGUGCAAAGUAAUAAAUUGGUA